AUGAAGAUAAUAUCCCGAGACACUUCUCUUACAACGCAAUACAAGGACAAUUUGGCGACAGUGCUACGUGAUAUCGAACGUUGGAUCAGUGAGGCUAAAGUUGCAUCUUCUGCGGUAAUCUUCCAUCGCUGGGGUGCUGUUCAGACGGGAGAUGGGGAGGAUGAGAAAGAGCGCUGGGCAUUGGAGCGAUUGUGUGAUGCAUUGAUAGAACGAGGAGGCCUCGUCCCUGUGUCUGGCAAAAAGCGGCUGGCCAGUAACCUAAAAUCAUCUCCUAUCCUACCGCAAGGUUUAAUUUCGGUCUGGACACCGCUACUUUCCACCUUGAAGACAAGCCACCCAUCAUUUCCGCCCAUACUCGUAUCUGCGAUCACCGACUUUCUGAUCUGCAGACCGGCGACACCAAACAGCGAUGACUUCUCAAGGAAAGACUUGUCGUAUGAACUCUGCCUUGCUGCGUGGGCGGCUUGGUGUGUUGAACAAUGGGAGACGGAUUCCCUCGACGUACGAGUAGAAAAUUACUUGGCUUUGAGACGGAAAGACGUUGUGCUCGGUCUCAUCUCAGCUCUAGCAAUCCGAGCCGACGAGCCUACGGAACUGAGAAAAGGUGCCAAUGCGUUGCUCAGUCUCUUAGUACGUGACGAUCCCGAACUUGAGGAAAUCAGCACGUCCCUUCUUACCGCAGCGCAACGCUCGGUAUCUAUUGGUCCAAAUGAUGCCUGGAUGGACACGGAACUGCGGGUGAUGGAAGAACGUCUCGACACACUCAUUUCAUCGUUGGAUGCCGAGAACGCAGAGCAGGCACCAGUCCUGAUGGAUAUUGACAAGGAAACCUCUUCCGGUUCACGCCCUUCUCGGAAGGUUGAGACGGACGUCAUGCCGAAAGGAUGGACGAAGGUACCUGCGGAAUCAUGGAGUUGUCCUAUUGGGAUCUUUGUCAACUGACAAUCCUUUUCUCGAAAAAAAAAAGCAUAACUUAAGUAGACUUUUCCGUCACUUUACUGCAUAUAAUAUCUAGUAAAUCCACAUUUCG
Fomitiporia mediterranea MF3/22 is the source of this 1030-nucleotide messenger RNA. RefSeq lists its product as uncharacterized. Bases 1 to 942 code for a protein of 313 amino acids. The transcript is spliced from 3 exons. NCBI's taxonomy places the organism in Eukaryota, Fungi, Basidiomycota, Agaricomycetes, Hymenochaetales, Hymenochaetaceae. The record is from RefSeq and is a predicted model, not a curated record.